CCUGUCUUCAUCCUCUUACUCUGGUCUGACACUCUGAGGGGUCGUACUCAACUUAGAUUGAUACAUACAUGUAUGGAUGUCCUCGUGACCGCAAUAAAGGUGCGAGGUUAGAUCUUUUAUAAACUGUAACUACACACCCCAGGCUCACGCGGGCUUUUCACCAUGAAGUAUUUCACGCUCAUAAUAAUUUCUGUGACUGCACUGCCUGCUUGUAUGGAAGCGAUCCAUGGGAUAUACCCGUUUGGGCAACCCGAAUUAUUUCACAAGAAGAGCAACUGCAAACCUAUUCCGGUCAAUCUCCAACUGUGCCACGACAUAGAGUACACGGACAUGAGACUGCCGAACCUUCUUGGACACGAAACCAUGAAUGAAGUUCUCCAGCAAGCAUCGUCAUGGAUCCCGCUAGUGCAGAAGCAGUGCCAUCCGGACACUAGAAAGUUCCUUUGCUCUCUCUUCUCCCCGGUGUGUCUGGAUGAUGUGGACGAGCCCAUCCAACCUUGCAGAUCGCUGUGCGAGCGCGUAAGAAACGGAUGCGCGCCGGUUAUGUCCGCUUUUGGCUUCCCGUGGCCAGACAUGCUAGAUUGCGAUCGUUUCCCGCCGGAGAACGAUCUUUGUAUACCUCCAGCAAACUUCGACAGUUUUGAACCAGUCACUCAAGAAGUGCCCAGGGUGUGUGAACCUUGCCAGGAAAAAGAGGAGAACGACAAUGAAAUUGUUGACAACCUUUGCAAGAACGAUUUUGCGUUGAAGAUCAAAGUGAAGGAGAUCUCUUACAUGAACGGCGACACCAAAAUCAUACCCGAGAACAAAAUCAGGACGAUUUACAAGCUGAAGGGGGUGACGGAGCGGGACCUAAAGAAGACGGUGUUGUGGCUUAAGGACGGUUUUAAAUGCACCUGUGACGAGAUGAAUGACUUCAGCACCGCCUAUCUGGUGAUGGGCCAGAAGAUGGACGGACACCUGGUCAUCACCUCCGUCAAGAGAUGGCAGCCCGGCCAGAAAGAGUUCAAAAGGAUUUCGCGGAGCAUUCGCAAAAUGCAGUGUUAGUGCAUCACCAAGAUUCCCACACUCUCCAUCCCAGCAGUAUCUUAUCCAGUUUAUUAAACAAAUCCUACAAUAUCCAUGGUUAAAUAACCAGCUUCCACCUUUUUUUGUCGACUUCGCUAUUUCUCCAACACGGUUUUCCACGAAUAGAUUUCUAAUCUCAUGGAACACCUGCCUUAUUUUUUUAAAAUCUGUAUUUAAACCAAGUAUUCCCAGUUUUCCACCCAAAUACAUACUUAAGUUACAUUUUAAUCGUUUACGCAAUUUGCUUUUACUUUUUUGAGCCUCAAAACUGCACUGCUUUCAUAUGAAUCAAAUUACGGCGUCAAUGUUGAAUUCAUACGUCACAAUGUUAGUUGCAAUAUGAAGCACACAAUUACGUCUAAGUUCUUAUAGCUUUGCAGUAUGUUGUUUACAUUUCAAUUUAACAGCAGAACCAUGAUUGUUUGUGUUUAAUACUAUUCAGAAGACCGACAUGUCUUUCGGCCUUGUACCAUAAUUCUUAUGUAAAUAUUACGAUAAACAUUUUAUUCUUGUAAAUACCUAAAAUAGUUUUAGUCAGAACAUGUUUUUAUGAAGCUGAUGGACUAAAUUUAGACUAACAGCUGGAUGCAACCAAAGUGUCUCGUACACCUACACGGAUUUAUUUACACUUUUCGUGUAGUACAGCCUGUGAUGAUCAUGGUGCAGUUAAUCUAAAAACUUUGUACACAUCAGUAACCGUUUGUUUUUUUCUUAUAUUCUGCCUUUAAAGAAAAAUAAACGGCAAAUUAUGCACUCCCGUG
Molecule: messenger RNA, 1829 nt
Organism: Paramormyrops kingsleyae
Lineage: Eukaryota; Metazoa; Chordata; Actinopteri; Osteoglossiformes; Mormyridae
Gene: sfrp2
Product: secreted frizzled-related protein 2
Biological process (GO): canonical Wnt signaling pathway; non-canonical Wnt signaling pathway
Molecular function (GO): Wnt-protein binding
Source: RefSeq, a predicted model, not a curated record